CACACUGGAAUCCAAACGGGCUUUUUCUAUCUGCAAACGUUUGUUUCCGAGGCUUUUCCUCUCGCCAUCGUCCUCGUGCAGCGCUUCAGUGUUUUCUGUCUCACCACAUGAGUUGGAUUUUAAUACUGUGAAGCCUCAUGGAAUCAGACGCCGGACGGGUUUGGUCUCCUGCUGGAUUAAAAGCAUCGUUCAGUCAGAUGAGCGGCGCAGACAGACACUGAGAGCUGAGGUCGUGUCAGAAGAGCAGGCAAGGAUGAAACUGAAGCCCAGUAAAAGAGAUUCCCCCUGGGGGAGCCAUAGACAGAUGUGGAGCCCCUGGAGCCACUGACCCCAUGUCCGGAUGAUCUAUGGAUGGAGACCACCAGCCCUCAAGAGUCAAUCUUCCACUGCUGAGCAAUUCCACAUUGGCAGACGCAAACAAAUGUUGCUCGGUAAUUGCUGAGUAUCUACAGUCUGAGCGUUCAGUUCUUAUGCUCGAUUUUCGCAAAGUUACCUUCCUGUUACAAGAAAAAUAACCUACCACAACCAUACUUAGCCUGGAGAACUCUGACCCACAAUCCAGCAAAUGCAUGCAAAGCUUCUGGGAAAGCUCAUGUAUCCUCACAUCACCUUCAAAUCGCAUGACCGUGAAAGAGGAAAGUUAUGGCAUCUCAUCAAGAAUGCUGAGGUCGGGCAGGCGUGUGGUCUAACAGGAUCAAUACAACCUCGCUGAUUAAUGGCCAGAUUUCUCUUCCAUUUAGUGCGCUCGGGAAGAAUCAUCUGCCAAGACCAAGAUUGUGAAAUCAAGUCCCUUCGGUCCUUUAAGAGUUGUAUUUCCAUUGCAAAGUAACCCUGCUCUUGACCUUUUUGGCUCUUUGUAUCAUUUAAGACUAUUUAUUCAGAUUUACAGUCAAUACGGCUCUUGCAAUACAGUGUGAAUUAAACUGUCGGUCGGAAGCAAUUGGCUUUUUGGUAGGAUAAGUUCUUUUUACUUUGUUCCGAAAUAUAACUUUACGAAAUAUUGGAAAUGCAAAUACCUUCAAAACUCACAGAACAGGGUUAAAAAAGCAGCACCUCCAACCAGCAACACUUGACCCUGCUGAUUAAUAGGCCAAGCCUGACCAAGACUGUGAAACAGGUCUCUUUGGUUUUCAAAAGUUGCAUUUCUAUUGAAAAGUAAUUCUGCUUUAGACCUUUUUUGGAACUUUGUAUCAUUUUACACAAUUUCUUCAGAUUUACAGUUAAUCUGAGAAUAAUCAUCUGCUGAAAACCAAGACUGUAAAACAGGUCUCUUUCUUUUUCAAGAGUUGCAUUUCCAUUGAAAAGUAAUCCUGAUCUGGAUCUUUUUUUGAAACUUUGUAUCAUUUUUUGCUAUUUCUUCAGAUUUACAAUCAGUUCAACCCCUCACAAAGCAGUAAAUCAAACUGUCAGUUGGAAGCAGCUUGCUUUUUUGGUAAAAUAAGUUAUUUUUACUUUGUUCCUGUGUCAAGUUUACAAAACAUUGGAAAUGUAAAUGCCUUCAAAGUAAGCAGAACUGAGUUGAAAAGGCAGCCACUCCAACCAGCACAGUAAAGCUUGGCCCUGUUGAUUAAUGGGCAGAUUUAUCUUCCAUUUAGUGAAUCAGGGAAGAACUAUCUGCCAAGACCAAGACUGUGAAACAGGUCUCUUCGAUUUUCAAGAGUGGCGUUUCUAUUGAAAAGUAAUCCUGCUCUGGACCUUUUUUGGAAAUGUGUAUAAUUUAGCACUGCUUCUUGAGAUUUACAAUCAAUCAGAGAAUCAUUUGCAGAGACCAAGAUCGUGAAACUAGGUCUCUUAGGUCUUCAAGAGUUGCAUUUCCAUUGCAAAGUAGCCCUACUGUAUACAUUUUUGGUCCCUUGUACCAUUUAACACUAUUCCUUCAGAUUUACAAUCAAUAAAACCCUAGAAAAGCAAUGUGAAUCAAACUUUCAGUUGGGAGCAAUUGGCGUUUCUUUUUACUUUGUUCCUGGGUCAAGUUACGAAAUACUGGAAAUGUCUUCAAAGGGUUGAAAAACAACCACUCCAACCAGUCCUGCAAAGCUCGACCUGCAACUUCAAGAGUCCCUCGAACCCAAGUGCAACAGAGUGGACGACAUUGCUGUGAGUGAGUGCAUGCGGUGGUGGCCCUCAGCAUGGUGUUGCCACCACCGGACAAGCGGCAUGUGUGUCUUACCACCUUUGUUAUCAUGACCAGCAUGGCCUUCAUGGAUGCCUACCUGGUGGAGCAGAAUCAGGGGCCACGGAAGAUCGGCGUCUGCAUCAUUGUCCUUGUUGGGGAUGUCUGCUUUCUUAUUGUCCUCCGGUAUGUGGCGGUUUGGGUCGGAGCAGAAGUGCGGACGGCUCGACGAGGAUAUGCCAUGAUCCUUUGGUUCCUCUAUAUCUUCGUGCUGGAGAUCAAGCUUUACUUUGUCUUCCAGAACUGUAAGGCCGAUCGCAAGAGUCUGGAGACUGUCGCCCGGAAGGCUUUGACUUUAUUGCUGUCCAUUUGUGUGCCAGGCCUCUACCUGGUUCUAGUGGCUCUGGACAGUAUGGAAUAUGUCCGUACCUUUCGGAGGAAGGAGGACAUGAGGGGUCGGCUUUUCUGGGUGGCUUUGGACUUGCUGGACCUGCUGGAUAUGCAGGCAAAUCUUUGGGAGCCGCAGCGGACGGGUUUGCCCAUUUGGGCGGAAGGUUUGAUGUUCUUCUACUGCUACAUUUUGCUUCUGAUUCUUCCCUGCGUGUCCCUGAGCGAGAUCAGUGUGCAGGGUGACCACGUGUCCCCUCAGAAGAUGAUGCUCUAUCCUCUUCUCAGUCUGGUCACCAUCAACAUUGUCACCAUCCUCAUACGUGGCGUUAACAUGGUGCUCUUCCAGGACAGCCGGGUUUCCACCAUCUUCGUCGGCAAGAACGUAGUGGCCAUCGCGACCAAGGCGUGCACCUUUCUCGAGUACCGGAAACAGUCACGAGAAUUCCCGAAUCGAGAGAACGCAACCGGAAUUCCCAUGGAAGUCCAGCAGAACUCGGUGGGACAUGGACAAGCUCUUCCGAAUGCUACGAGCCUCCCACAUGAACCCACUCCAGCACGGGAGAUUAUGGAUACAUGACCAAGGAACCAAAAUAGAGGAUUUGGAGCCAACAAGGAGCAUUCGAACCACCAGAUAUGAACUAAUGAACUGUUUUGGGGUACUUUGGUCCAACAUUAUGAGGUGCUCCGUCCUGUUAUGGACUGAGGUAAAUCAGCCAAAUAUGAGCUGUGUUGUUCAAUAGAAAAACAUUCAGUGUUUUAUAACUCGCCCACCACAGUUGGCAAUGAAGAACCAAGUGCUGUUUUCUUUCUGUACAAUAGCAAAAUGACUGUGGUGCAAAAUACUUAUUUGAGAGACCAAACUCAUGUUUCCAUCCACUUUUGUGUGUGUGACUUCCUGUUGUUGAGGUGCAUCAGAUAUUUGCCUCUCUUGCAAGUAAUGAAUGGGGGAAUGGAAAAAGAGUGCAAUGAAUUUAUCAUUGAGCGAACUAGUUAGGUUCAUGACCAAAUGUUGUGGAAUAGUCCUACAUGCCUGCAGUAUGUGUUUGCGCUUGUGCUUUAUGAUGUGUUGACAUUUAAAGAAAUGAGAAUAAGAGGAAAAAGUAAGAAAUGUGUGUGCGAUGACCUUUAUGGAAUUGUUUAGGAAAAAGUCAGUGAAUGCACUACCACUUGAUUGGUAUAUGAAUUAUUAUUGCUAUCAUUGUUAUUAUAAUUAUUAUAUAUAUACCACUUGUGUACUUGCUUUUUUACAUUUUUGU
Molecule: messenger RNA, 3759 nt
Organism: Onychostoma macrolepis
Lineage: Eukaryota; Metazoa; Chordata; Actinopteri; Cypriniformes; Cyprinidae
Gene: tmem121ab
Product: transmembrane protein 121Ab
Exons: 2
Coding region: 2130-3080 (316 amino acids)
Source: RefSeq, a predicted model, not a curated record